AUGGACACCACACCCAGGCGCAGCACCCGCUUGCAGGCUGCUUUGCAGGAGGGCAGGUCCGGUUUCAGUCCUAUCCUGGAAAGCGCAAGCGCGGCCCACACAAGUGCUCCCAAGCAGUGUGGUGCAUGUCUGCUUGAUAUCGACACAGCCAGCAAAGAGGGUGAGUUCGUUGCCGUGCUGGACUCCUGCAACCCAACGCACUUCUUUCAUGUGAGGUGCAUCUCAACCUGGGCAGAGCAGGAGAACACAUGCCCAUUGUGCAAGAACAGGUUUUCCCGAGUUGGUGUGUACGGCGUCAACGGCGACUUGCGACGCAUCAUAACCGCGGAAGAAAAAGAUCAGAAUUCAGAAGGAGAGACGAGUGCUGAAUUUGAAGAUCACGUCUGCAGCAUCUGCAAGCGACCGGGCGGGGAUGACGCUCUCCUCCUGUGCGAUGGACGCAAUGGUCGCUGUCGUGGGGCCGCCCACUUUUACUGUCUCGGCCUGUCCGGUGUACCAGAAGGAGACUGGUUUUGUGCCGAGUGCCAGGAGUUUCCGUUGUCGGAGUUCGUGCAAGACGCAGUAGAGGAUAACCGGAAGCCUCUGAGCGGUGCGAAUUCGACUGAAGUCGCGGCAGAAAGCAAAAGCAGCGCAGCGAAGAGAUCUCCCUCGCAAUCGCCGAUGGCAAAGAGAAAGCCAACUCCCAAGAAGUCCAAGGCCCGGAGUUGCAGAGAGCACGAGACGGCAGACGCAGCAGACACAGCCGACACAUUGGACCAUGUUGGGAGUAGCUGUAGCUCUUCCUCGAAGAGACAAACCUCGACGCGCGGCUCCAACCCCACUCUUUCGGAGGCUCCUGCGGUUCCCAAGUGGAUCUACCGAAAAGGGCCCUGCUUGUUUGUGGAUCUGGGUGGUCGUCGCAUCAAAGAUUCUGCAGCUGCUACAGUGGCCAAGUUUCUCCAAUCAGUGUUGGAGAGGGUGAGGGAGGUCGCUUUGGACCUUUGCUUGCUACUUGCUGGAAAUCGCUUGGGCAGAAGUGGCCUCGAAGCCUUCCUCAAUGUUGCGAAAGAGACAGGACAUCACGUGUCAUGCCUAGAUGUGGAGCGCAACCGACUCGAUCCAGAUACAAUGCAGUGGCUGGCAGAGUGGUUGACAAGGCAGCGAAGGGGUCCACCGCAGAAGAUUCUGCUCUCUUACAAUCGUAGCAUCGGCGAUGAAGCGGCCAAAGACUUUCUGCAGCUGUUAGGUCGGUCGCAGUCAGGAAGAGAGAUCCCACUUUGGAUUGAAGCGAGGUUCGUGGGCAUAAAGGACAUCGAUAUACUUUUAGAUGCACUGUCUGUGGACAUCAACCUUUGCAUGGCUCUGGACAGCGACGCCUGCGGUCCAGGCCGCUGCGCCUCACACUCUGUCAAUGAACCCGGACCGCAUCUGCACCUUCCCGGGAUACUUGAUCAGCACUCGAACUCCGAACUGAUCCCUGUCGCGCAAGAGACCUCGAAGGCCAAGACUUGGAAGCGCUCUUUGUCCGAAGCGCGAGCUUCGCAGGAGGAGGACCGUGCCAGGCCUGCCAGAGAACCUGAGGAGCCGGGAGACAGCCAAGCCAGCCAAGCGAGCCAAGUAGAGGCCGAAUUACUGGAGUCACUGGAGCAAGAGCGUGCUCAGCGAAAAGCGUGGGCAAACUCCUUGGGGAGGUCCGUUGUGGCGGAGAUGCCAAGCCAGGUCCAGGACCUUCCAGCACCAGCCCCGAGCAAUGGGUUGUGGGACCUGGUUCGAGCAGAGAAGCGGAAGAAGCGUCGAUCCGUGGGGCACGUGGGAUCUUAA
Molecule: messenger RNA, 1800 nt
Organism: Symbiodinium sp. CCMP2592
Lineage: Eukaryota; Dinophyceae; Suessiales; Symbiodiniaceae
Source: the annotation of a GenBank genome assembly